Molecule: messenger RNA, 2139 nt
Organism: Jatropha curcas
Lineage: Eukaryota; Viridiplantae; Streptophyta; Magnoliopsida; Malpighiales; Euphorbiaceae
Product: basic helix loop helix DNA-binding superfamily protein
Biological process (GO): RNA modification
Molecular function (GO): RNA binding; protein binding
Source: RefSeq, a predicted model, not a curated record
GUUUUUCUCCCGUUCCCGCUUUCUUCCUGUUUAUAUUUAUAUUUGUGAUAAACUGAUACAGUGAUGUAACAACCAGUAACCGAUGUUAGCCAAAUACAAGAAAAUCGCAUGUCACCCCUUUUUAAUUCCAAAACCUUCUCAACAAGCUAAAACGCUCUCUCAAAAACACACCAUUGUUAACCAAUUAAAGAAUUGCUCUAAGCUAGAAGAGCUUGAAUGUGUAUAUGCCACCAUGAUCAAAACCAAUGCAAGCCAAGACUGUUUCUUGAUGAACCAAUUUAUUUCCGCUUGUUCAACAUAUAACCAUAUAGAUUUUGCAGUUUUAGCCUAUACCCCGAUGGAAAAUCCCAAUGUUUUUGUUUAUAAUGCGAUGAUUAGAGGAUUUGUACAGUGCUAUUACCCAAUUCAAGCCCUUGAAUUCUAUAAGCACAUAAUAAGAGCCAAAAUCUUGCCUUCAAGUUACACAUUUUCAUCGUUAGUUAAAGCUUGCAGUUUAGCAUCUGAAGUAAGAUUUGGGGAAGUUGUUCAUGGUCACAUUUGGAGAAAUGGGUUUGAAUCUCAUGUGUUUGUUCAAACUUCUUUGGUUGAGUUUUAUUCAAGAAUGGGCAGAAUUCAGGAAUCCGUAAAAGUGUUUGAUGAAAUGCCUCAAAGAGAUGCCUUUGCUUGGACUACUAUGGUUUCUGGUCUUGCUCGGUUUGGGGAUUUGAGUUCUGCAAGGAAAUUGUUCGAUAUGAUGCCUGAAAAGAAUACUGCUACUUGGAAUACUUUGAUUGAUGGAUAUGCAAGAUUGAGAGAUGUGGAAUCGGCAGAGUUUUUGUUUAAUCAAAUGCCUGUAAGGGAUAUAAUUUCGUGGACAACAAUGAUCAAUUGUUAUUCUCAGAAUAAGAAAUUUAGAGAAGCAUUGUUAGUUUUUAAUGAGAUGAUAAAAAAUGGAAUUAGCCCGGAUGAAGUGACUAUGGCAACAGUGAUAUCAGCUUGUGCUCAUCUCGGAGCUCUCGACUUAGGGAAGGAAAUGCAUCUUUUUGUAAUGUCAAAUGGAUUUGACCUUGAUGUAUAUAUAGGAUCUGCAUUAAUCGAUAUGUAUGCAAAGUGUGGGAGCUUAGAUAGAUCCCUUUUGGUGUUCUUCAAGUUGCGCAAGAAGAAUUUGUUUUGUUGGAAUUCAGUGAUUGAAGGGCUUGCAGUUCAUGGAUAUGCAAAAGAAGCGCUAAAAAUGUUUCAAAAGAUGGACGAGGAGAAAAUUAGGCCAAACAGCAUCACAUUUAUAAGUGUAUUAACUGCCUGCACUCACGCAGGGCUUGUCGAAGAAGGCCGUAUGAGAUUUGAGAGCAUGACACGUGACUUCUCUAUCCCUCCUCAAGUUGAACACUAUGGAUGCAUGGUUGAUCUAUUAAGCAAAGCUGGGCUACUUGAAGAAGCAUUAGAAUUGAUAAGAAAUAUUAAAUUUGAAGCAAAUGCUGUUAUUUGGGGUACAUUGUUGGGUGGAUGUAAGCUGCAUAAGAACUUGGAGAUUGCAGAAAUUGCUGUUAAUGAAUUAGUGGCUUUGGAGCCAGGCAAUACUGGACAUCGUUGUCUUUUGGUUAACAUGUAUGCUGAAGUUAAUAGGUGGGGCGAGGCUGCAAAGACAAGAGAGACCAUGAGGAAACUAGGCAUAGAAAAGCGAUGUCCUGGAUCUAGUUGGAUCGAGUUGAAAAAUAAAGUGCAUCAAUUUGCUGCAUCUGAUAAAUCUCACCCAGCUUCUAAUGAGAUUUACUCGUUGCUGAUUGAAUUGGAUGGGCAGCUGAAGCUAGCUGGUUUUGUGCCUGAACUCUGGUAUAUCUUAUAGCAUUUUGGUGCUGAAUUUGCAGAGAGGAAACUGACAUCUAAGUGAAACGUUGUCAAGGUUAUUGUAUUCUCGGUGUGCAUAAUUUACAAGAAGUAGAUGGCUUUUGAGCUACGCAACGCCACAGCUUGGAAACUCGUGUCAGGAGAAGAAGGUGUAGAUCAAGAAAAUUGGACAUGCUUGAUCCUACACUCACAAUACAUGUACCAAAAGGAAGAAAAUGGUUGUUCAAACUAACAUAAAAAUCAACACUCUUCGCCCGUUUUUUUAUUCAGUUUUCUGUUCAUUUCUAAUAAACUCAAAUAUGUUUUUGUUUUUUA